Molecule: messenger RNA, 837 nt
Organism: Microthlaspi erraticum
Lineage: Eukaryota; Viridiplantae; Streptophyta; Magnoliopsida; Brassicales; Brassicaceae
Source: the annotation of a GenBank genome assembly
AUGUCUUUCCCAGCUUUCACGGCCCAGAUGUCCAUAGAGGAUUUCUCCGUCACUUACAAAAUCACUUUGAUAGCGAGGGAAUCACAACAUUCAAGGAUCAGGAGCAAAGCUUUGGCUGAUGUCGCAAACGUUGAAGAAGAUUCUCGCUAUUGGGCUAACGAAGGAGAAAUGAUCCAAAAGAUUGGUACAGAUGUUUCCAAGAAACUGAAGUCAACCGGAACCGCGCAAAGUAAUCACUCGGCGCCCAAGGCCGCACGCAUCAGCCGACCAAGGAACCAUCAUCCCGUGGUCGACCCGCGCAGCACACCAUACUUAUCCAGCAUAGCGCGCGACCAAGCACACGAACCGAACCGGGAAGAAAAUCUACACGGUCGCCCCACUUCCACUCAGCACUCAGCAACGCGCACGACCGCAUCGUCUGAACCGGGAAGCAUCGCCCCGCGGUCGACCUGCCCGCUUCCCAGAAUCCGCGUACCGCGCACGACCGCAAUGUCAGACCCAACCGACCGUUCGAACGGUCUGGUCGACCCAAGCCCGUUUUUUAAGCCUGUUUCACAUGUUUUCACGGCCGAAACGAAGCUUCGGAAGUUUGGCCGCGCGCGGAGGAGUUCCCGACGUCCAAAAGUUACGAUCUUGAUAUGGAAAGAUAGAUACUUGAGUCAUGCAUCACGUCGAAGUGGAAUGAAGCCAUUUGGAUCAACUAUGAGGCCUAGACUUAUUUUCUACCGAGACAUGUCCGGUAAGCGAGUAAACGAAGCCCAUGGAGGAUUUGGAGUGUCUAAUGGCCCGAGCAGCAGCGCCAAAGGCCUUGAUCGAAUAGAGAAGAGGCCUGGCUAA